Messenger RNA from Tremella mesenterica DSM 1558, 3139 nucleotides. RefSeq lists its product as uncharacterized. Gene Ontology annotation, cellular component: fungal-type vacuole membrane. NCBI's taxonomy places the organism in Eukaryota, Fungi, Basidiomycota, Tremellomycetes, Tremellales, Tremellaceae. The record is from RefSeq and is a predicted model, not a curated record. Gene Ontology annotation, biological process: macroautophagy. The transcript is spliced from 13 exons. The coding region runs from base 1 to 3057 and encodes 1018 amino acids.
AUGAGACUUCUCCUACUCAACGCUCUUCUACCCUUGGCUCUGGCCGCUCCAGCAGGCAAACCCAUCCCAGAGCUGUCCACUCAGCAGUGGAACUCGAUCCAGUCCUCAUUCAGUGAUGGCUUGCGAUCACUCUCACAAUGGUCAUGGGGUGCCGCCGAAGGACUCGUAGCUGAGAUCGAAGGAAUCAAGCACCAGGACGAUGACGAGACUCAAAAGACCAUCUGGCAACAGUUGAAGGAGGAUACCAACUCCUUCUCCCGACUGGUCAAGGUCAUUGAGUUCGAAGGAGAAUCUGCUAAGUACCUCGAUGACAAGGACUUGCAAAUCACUUUCUUUGCACCCAACAAUGACGCUCUCACCCCACCCAAACAUGGUCAUCACGAUCACGAUGAGCUCAUCGAGGAACUUUCAAAGAACCCAUCGCUUGACUUGCUCUCGGCUGCCCUCGAAUCGGAUGCGUCGUUGUUGAAAGACGACGACGACGACGAUGAUGAUGACGAGAAGAAGAAACGGUGCAAAGAGAUAUUCAAAAAGAUCGCCGGAAAAGUCCUGCAAUACCACGGACUGGCCAAAGCGUAUACCGCACAGGAACUUGCACAGAACUCUACCGUCGCCACUGUCCUCAAAGCUGACGAUGGGAGUUAUGGUGGUUUGCACCGUCGAAUCAGGAUUGAGAAAAGUCUGCUACCGCCUUCCUUGAAGAUCAACUUCUACUCCCGAGUUCUCGUGUCGGACAAGAAGGCACGCAACGGUUACUUCCACACCCUCAACCAUCCACUCAUUCCACCACCUUCCAUCUUCGAAGAAUUGUUCCUCUUCCCUGACGAGUUCUCUACUUUCACCUCUGCUGUCCAAGGUGUUCACGGCCGCAAAUACAUUGAUUGGCAUUAUGACCAUGAAGCGUCCAAAGACGGCGACCCUCAGUUCUACGGUACAGCUCUCACCACCGUCUUUGCCCCUAAUAACAAGGCUUUCCUCGCUCUUCCCUUCAAAUUGAAACUCUACCUCUUCUCUCCCUUCGGUCGACACGCUUUAGUCAAAGUUCUCGCAUACCACGCUGUCCCCGACACGCUUCUGCUGUCUGAGCUUCUCUACAAGGAAAAAGCCAAGGAGGAGCUCUGGGGUGGAUCAGGUUCCGACCCGAGCUUCCACAAGGAGUUCAUCGUCAACUCGGCUUUGCCCAAUGCCACUCUCAAAGUCGAGGUCGACAAGACACAAUUGCUCCCCAUCGAAGGAGUGGUAAAAACCACUAUCAAAGUUAACGAUCAACUUGUGGAGGUGAUCGAUGUGCCUGCCCGUAACGGUGCGACGCAUGUGAUUGGAAAGUUACUCGUGCCGCCGCAUAAGCAUCAUGACGACGACGGGAAUGACGUGUCGGGUGAGGACGAUUGGGAGAACUGGGAGGAUUGGGUUCCCAGCUGGGCCGACGAGCGAAGAAAAGCAGCAGCAUCAUGUAUCACAAAGCAGGAAAGGGGCCGGGUCAUAAAGGCUACCCGUCAUUCUUUAGAAAGAAAUGCAAGAGCAGGACCUUCCCGGCAUGGCCUUCAGCAUCGUAGACGAUUCGCGACCUCUGCCUCAACUACGUCGAUGCCGCUGCUGGUGACCGAGCUGGCAAACCAAGAUCCUUACAGACGAAUAGGGUUUGAACCAGCUUUGAUGGUACUUGCGAAAGGGGGUCCGGAAAGACUUUUGGAAGAGACUUUCCCCGAUAUGAUAUCCGCUACACCUUACCUGAUACCCUUUUGGACCCUCACAUUCAUCUUUCAUACCACACGAUGGUAUCAACAUCGUCAAACUGGUAAUCCGCCCAUCGGUAAUCCUACACGGAUGUAUCGGUGUCAUGUGGGGUUUGCUAUCGCUGCUGUGCACAAGGAUCAUUGGUGUAGCGGUUUAGUCCUCCAAGAAGAUGUCGAUUUCCUUUCCAUCAAACAAAGAGCACCUGCUACCUCCAUGUCCCACUCCCCAGCAUGUUACAUUCCUCAACCUCUUUCUCCACCUCUUUUCGACCCGAUAUGGGACCCGGAAACCGCUCCUAUGUUCGCUUACGCCCCUCCAAUCCUGACCGAGGGAGAAGCGUCGAGAUUCCUCAAUUUGCAAAGUAUCGGGGAUGAUGAGUAUAUAACGAGAUAUAAAGUUGAAUCCCCUUAUGAAAUGUACGCUAUUCCAACUUAUCGUCUGGCAUAUGAGGUGAUCACUCAUACUGGCAAAUCCUUUCUGGACAGUCAGUUGGGAGAAGUCUUUUCCAUCAAAUCUUCAACAGAACGAGCUGCAUCGGAUUCUCUAUCUUGCAUGAAAGAAGUCACCCGCUUAGCUCACAAACGUCUUCAAAAGGAAGAUGAUAAUCAAGAUCCGGCAACUAUCGGACAAGUCGUCGGCUUUUGGUAUCCGGAAGGUCGGAGUGCGGAAGCGGUUGAUAUUAUCCUUGCUGCAAUGCAGAGGAAUAAGACUCCUAUGGCCACUGCUUCGUGGGAGAACGGCAGGAUAAUGUCUGCUUUGAUGGAUUAUAAACAUGAUAUGUAUACCAUUAGUUCAUACGCCGAUUCUCGUUCCAGAGGUAUCGUACUCGAUUCUCCUUGGUACCCUACCCAAAGACAACCUACACAUCCAUCUUCCCGUCCCCCACAAGCGUCUCCACUUAGACCAAGCGCAAGAUUAGGAGCUUCACGAUCAACAACAUCCACUUCUCCACUCAAUCAACCAAACGCUCGAACUCAACCUCAUUCUCAAGCCAGACCUCAGGCCAAGGUCAGAUCAACACGAAUAAGGAUCCGACCUGUUCCCCAAUCCCCAGCCUUGAGGGACGUCAAAGGUCAUUAUAGGACUCUUGGAUUGGCAUUGACGAUUGAUAAUCUUGACCCUCAAAAAGAGACGGAGAUCAAUAAGUUGGUCAAGCAGAGAUUCUUGGCAUUGAGUAUCAAAAGUGAUCAUCCUGAUCGACUGGGACUACUCUCAGAGGUAUCUUUUAACGCUAUCAGAGAAGCUCAGGAGCAAUUGGGGACUUUAAAAGCACGACAAGAGUACAGCGUUCUUAAAGAAGUAAAUCAUGUCACGAAAUGAUGAUCAAGAUAUCGCAACUUUUCAUAGAAUAGAGGAACCUUGAUGAUCUUUCUUCUCUCUCAUUCAUGCAAAAAUACCUUGC